Messenger RNA from Caenorhabditis elegans, 1562 nucleotides. It is a transcript of the gene R13A5.7, whose product is annotated as FBA_2 domain-containing protein. Bases 35 to 1201 code for a protein of 388 amino acids. The transcript has 8 exons. The record is from RefSeq and is marked reviewed. NCBI's taxonomy places the organism in Eukaryota, Metazoa, Nematoda, Chromadorea, Rhabditida, Rhabditidae.
AAGCAUCACUCCUGGUGCCCUUCCUCCGUUUCUUAUGUCGGAAAAACCAACCCAAGUCGAGGAAAUCUCCUCUUCAAACUCGGUCUUUGUUGCUGAAAAGCCAAUUGUGAUUCCAUUGGAGCUUGUGCCCAAUACUUCAACGCAGACACCCACAUUUGUCUAUGUUCCUCAUCCGAAUCGAAACCUCAUGUCCAACAUCAUUUUCAUCGAGCAGACCGACUAUUUCAGAAAUCUUGCAAAAUACAUAUGCCGUCUUGCACCAAGAAGAAACAUUGAAUAUUCUGCAAGUACAGAAGAAGACUGGGUUUUGGUCACAGUUUGUCACAUUACUCUCAAGUUCACAUUGGAUUACGAAGCUGGUUGUACUACAUUAAAAUGCAGCCAUCUCAAGCAUACCAUCGGGUUUCCGAACAUGCACUACGUCUUCUGUGCCAGCAUGCUCUUUGACUAUAUCUUGAAGACUUAUGCAUUUCGGCUCAUGCUUCUUAAAGUUUCGACGGACAGCUUAGAGAUAGGCUUCCCAACACAGAACUUAUCUAUUGAAAUUUUCUGUUUUGAUUGCUCCAAGGAUAACAUCGAAGAAGUAUUAUCUCGCUGGAUGCCUCAUAUUGACAAAGUUGAGCAAAUGAACAUUGGCAAUGUUCGCAGCGUGGAACAGCAUCGAAAAUGCUUAAAAAUCUUCAGAACUUAUUUCGAAGGAAAGACUGAAUCCUGGGCUGGUGAGACAAUGCCACUUUCCCUGAUCAAUGAGCUUCGCAGAAUGAUUCCAAGCACAUCACUUCAGAGAACAUCAGUUCCGAUUGCCCAUGUUUUCCGAUGGAUUAAGGGAUGGAUCAUUGGUCUUCAAGGAUACAAACAUAUCACUCAAGUCUAUUACAACAAUCCGGCUUUCCGCAUGAACAAAGGAGUAUUCCGAGUUUUUCUCAAAAUUAUGGACGACGUCGAAAAUUCCGAGUUGAUUCUCAAGAACUUUGAUGGAAAACGCGCCAAGCUAUACGUCACCAGCUAUGGUGGGCUCAACUUCCAAGUCAUUACCAAAAAUUUUGAAGGACAUGUGAACUGUGAUCCCUCUAGACUUCCAUUCAGUACCGAAAACCUCGCAGAUGACGUUUCCAAAGAGUUACAUUAUCUGGGACUCGACUAUGCUGAAGGACAAAACUUCCGAGAUUAUGCAACUCCACGAAAUCAGGGAAACAAUUGAUUUGAAUACCCGCAAUUUCAUUUUUAAAUGUUUAUUUGAUGCGUGUUAUUUUCCUAUUAGAAAUCAUAAUCUGACAAUGAUAUCAAAGUUCUUUUUUAAACCCUUUCACCCAUUCAAAAUUCCAUCCCGUCGCAUAGUUCCAAUAGAAUCCGGUUUUUAGAAAGUGUUUUAUGCUGUAAUCAUAAUAGAUUCAUUCAUUUUUAUUAAUUUCCUUGAAGUCAUUUCCCAAACACCAUUUUUCAAUCUUAAUUUAUUUUUCUCAUGUUUUAUGUGUACUAUGUUUAACGGUCGAUAACCCCAAUUGCUCCAAAACAGGUUAUUAAAAAAUUCAGAUGAAAAUAAUAAAUUUGGGAUAAAUUGC